AUGUCUUUUGAACGUAAGGAAUGUAGGAAAGCAUUUAGUAAGACCUCAUCCCGCAGUAUACAUAUAAAGACUCAUGGUGGAGAGAGGCCUUAUGAAUGUAAGGAAUGUGGGAAAGCUUUUAGGUACCCCUCAUCCCUCUCUAGACAUACAAGGACUCACAGUGGAGAGAGACCUUAUGAAUGUGAAGAAUGUGGGAAAGCCUUUAGGUACCUCUCAGACCUCACUAUACAUACAAAGAUGCACAGUGAAGAGAGACCUUAUGAAUGUAAGGAAUGUGGGAAAGCCUUUAGGUACCUCUCAGACCUCACUAUACAUACAAGGACUCACAGUGAGGAGAGACCUUAUGAAUGUAAGGAAUGUGGGAAAGUCUUUAGGUACCCCUCAUCCCUCACUAGACAUACAAAGAUUCACAGUGGAGAGAGACCUUAUGAAUGUAAAGAAUGUGGGAAAGCCUUUAGGUACUUCUCAGACCUCACUAUACAUACAAGAAUUCACAGUGGAGAGAGACCUUAUGAAUGUAAGGAAUGUGGGAAAGCCUUGAGGUACCUCUCAGACCUCACUAUACAUACAAGGACUCACAGUGGAGAGAGACCUUACGAAUGUAAGGAAUGUGGGAAAGCUUUUAUAUGUUCUUCACACCUUACUGAACAUAAAAGAAUUCACAGUGGAGAGAGACCUUAUGAAUGUAAGGAAUGUGGGAAAGCCUUUAGGAAUCUCUCAACCCUUACUAGACAUACAAGGACACACAGUGGAGAGAGACCUUAUGAAUGUAAAGAAUGUGGGAAAGCCUUUAGAUGCCUCACAACCCUCACUAGACACACAAGGACACACAGUGGAGAGAGACUUUAUGAAUCUAAGGAAUGUGGGAGAGCCUUUAGGCAGCUCUCAGACCUCACUACACACUUAAGAACUCACAGUGGAGAGAAGUCUUAUGAAUGUGAGGAAUGUGGGAAAGCCUUUACACAGCUCUCGUCAUCACAUACAAGGAUUCACAAUGGAGAGAAACUUUAUGAAUACAAGGAAUGUGGAGAAGCCUUAGCUCAGCGUUUAUACCUUACAAGACAUAGAAGAACUCACACUGAAGAGAGACCUUAUGAAACGAAGUACUGUGGGAAUGUCUUUAAUCAGGCUUCAUUCCUCUAA
Messenger RNA from Orycteropus afer afer, 1143 nucleotides. Lineage: Eukaryota; Metazoa; Chordata; Mammalia; Tubulidentata; Orycteropodidae. The record is from RefSeq and is a predicted model, not a curated record.